Messenger RNA from Cicer arietinum (chickpea), 2234 nucleotides. Its product is annotated as probable protein arginine N-methyltransferase 3. Gene Ontology annotation, molecular function: histone methyltransferase activity; protein-arginine N-methyltransferase activity. Gene Ontology annotation, cellular component: nucleus. Gene Ontology annotation, biological process: chromatin remodeling; peptidyl-arginine methylation, to asymmetrical-dimethyl arginine. The record is from RefSeq and is a predicted model, not a curated record. NCBI's taxonomy places the organism in Eukaryota, Viridiplantae, Streptophyta, Magnoliopsida, Fabales, Fabaceae.
ACAAGACACAAUACGACACAAAACUUUGGUAUAGGUUUCAAUAUUUAGGGUUUGUGAAAGGGUUUAAGCUUUUUCAUUCACACUACCAUUGCCACUCCUCAAUCAUGGCUUUCAAAACUAACCUAAACGAAAACGAAAAAGAACAAGUUCCGUACACAGUAGAACAACCAGAAGUAGAAGACGAUGACGAUGACGACGAAAUGGAAGAAGAAAAGUGGGACGAAUGGGAAGGAGACGAAGGAGGUUCAGACUCUCAAUUCGUCUGUCUCUUCUGUGAUUCUAAUUACAGUUCGUCCAGUUCUUUGUUCCAACAUUGCGCUUCCGAUCACCACUUUGAUUUUCAUUCCGUUAGAAAUUCUCUUAAUUUGGAUUUCUAUGCUUCCUUUAAGCUCAUUAAUUACAUUCGCUCUCAGGUGGCAGAGAGCAGAUGUUGGAGUUGUGGGUUAUCUUGUCAGUCCAAACAUGAUUUGCAGAAUCACUUGCAUGAUGUAAUUGACUUCAAUGGUAUUAAGCCUUUGUGGGAUGAUGAUAGAUAUCUAAAACCUUUCAUGCAAGAUGAUUCAUUGCUGUGCAACUUUGGUGAAUACGAAGAAGUUGAAGAUGAACAAAUUUCUAUCACGGAUGAAGAUCUCCUGAGGGAAUUGAAGAAUAUUAAAGAAGCUUAUGGUGAUGAUCUAGAUGCCGUGAAAAGUUUAGUAGCUAAUGGUUUUUUUAGAAGAAACGAGGCCACUUCUGUUUCGGAUGAUCAUUCAAACCAUGCUAGUUCUUCAGAUAAGGAACUUAUUAAUGGGAAGGGCUCAAGAUCAUGUGUUUCAUUAAUAGGUAAAGAACCAGAAGAAGGGUCUUUGAUGGGUAAUCCUCAAAAUCACAUUGCAAAGCAUAUUAAGAAGGUUAAUGAAAGUUAUUUUGGGUCUUACAGUUCAUUUGGCAUCCAUCGGGAGAUGUUAAGCGAUAAGGCUAGAAUGGUUGCCUAUGGCCAAGCAAUUUUGAAGAAUCCCUCUCUGCUAAAUGGUGCCGUGGUUAUGGAUGUAGGUUGUGGAACUGGCAUCCUCAGCCUUUUUGCAGCUCAAGCAGGGGCUUCGAGGGUCAUUGCAGUUGAGGCUAGUGCCAAGAUGGCAGAAGUGGCAUCUCGGGUUGCAAAAGAUAACGGUCUCUUGCUGAGUAAAAGCCAACCUGAAGUCAACGGCAACCACAAAGGAGUUGUAGAAGUGGUUCAUGGCAUGGUUGAAGAAAUUGACAAAAUUGUUGAAAUUCAACCUCAAAGUGUUGAUGUAUUGUUAAGUGAAUGGAUGGGAUAUUGCUUGUUGUAUGAGUCCAUGCUUGGUUCAGUGCUUUAUGCGCGUGAUCGGUGGCUGAAGCCUGGGGGUGCCAUUCUUCCUGACACAGCAACAAUGUUUGUUGCUGGAUUUGGAAAAGGCGGUACCAGUCUUCCAUUUUGGGAGAACGUCUGUGAUUUUGACAUGUCUUGCAUUGGGAAGGAGCUUGUGACAGAUGCUGCCCAAUAUCCUAUAGUUGAUGUCAUAGACCAUCAAGAUUUAGUUACCAGUUCGACUAUUCUUCAGAACUUUGACUUGGCUACCAUGAAGCACAAUGAUGUUGAUUUCACUGCAACAGCUUCUUUGGAACCAAAACUGAGUGUUUCAGAAAACGGAAAAACAAAUUUGAAUUCUAAAACAUGUUGCUGGUGUUAUGGAGUUGUCCUAUGGUUUGAAACUGGAUUUACAAGUAGGUUCUGCCGGGAAACACCAGCUGUGCUGUCAACAUCCCCUUACACUCCAAAAACACAUUGGUCGCAAACGAUCUUAACUUUCCAUGAACCCGUUGCCAUUGGAUUGGGCGAAGAAAAUGAGGGAAACCCGGAAACGAUUGGCACUGAAGUCUACCCUGCUGUGAAGAUUGAUUUGCGUGUCAGCAUCGUCCGUUCUACUGAGCAUCGCAGCAUUGACAUUUCCAUGGAAGCUGCUGGUGUUGGUCCGGAUGGUCAGAGACGCAGUUGGCCUGCUCAACUUUUUUCUCUGCAGUAGGAUGCAAUGCAUCACAUGCAACACAAUUUUGGAAUGUUUUUGUUUUAUUCCCUAAGAUAUUGGUUUUUAUUUUUAUUUAUUGGAAAAGAGCCACUUGUACUUGGUAUUCACUAUUCUGUGAGCAAGAAUUUUCUGUGCUGUUGUUUAGUUUGAUAUUAAAAUGUGAAAUUGAGAACUAUAGCCUCUUUUGCAUCAAUUAAUUUUUUUUUU